AUGGACUCCGCACUGGAUGGCAUCUCCCACGGGGACAAGGAGCUGUGCUCGGAGACGCUCAGGGUCGAGAGCAAGUUGUUCUAUCUUGACUUGAAGGAGAACACGAGGGGAUGCUAUUUAAAGGUCUCCGAGAAGGGGAACAACAGGGAGCGCUCGACGAUCAUAGUCCCCUCCAGCGGCAUACCCUGGUUCGUAGAGCUGUUCCACUAUUACGCUGGCGGCACCAACGAGAACGGGACCCUCGUCAAUAAGGAGCUGCCCAUCGAGAACAAGGUGUUCUUCUUCGACGUGGGGGAGAAUCCUCGCGGCAAGUUCCUGCGGGUGUCUGAGAGCGGAGCCGGCCCCAGGGGACGGAGCUCGCUGAUCAUACCCUCAGGCGGGGCCGGCCUCACCGGCUGGUCAUCAUUCCGCGACACCCUUUCCAGGAUCCUUGCCGCCGAGGGCCAGCUGUCCGGGCAGGUGGCCCCGCCCAUCGACCACCCCACCUUCCAGGACCAGGUGUCCGUCGCUGGAAGCCAGAAGGUCGUGGGCCCGGGACCCUCCCCCCCCGCGCUGGUGUCUGCCGAGAAUGGUUCCCAGAUUCUGCGAGUUGGGCAGAAGAGGUUCUUCCUCGACCCGGGUGCGAACCACCGCGGACAGUUUGUGCGCAUUACAGAGGCCAUAGGCCCAGACCGCAACUCGAUCAUCAUUCCUUGCCAGGCCCUGCCCGAGUUUCAAGAGGCUGUGCGCCUGUGCUUUGAGGGCCUCAAGCUGUCCCUCCAGGAUAUGCCCGUUGGGGGAGCAGUAAUGCCUGCCGCAGGGCUUCCCCUGCAGCACGAAAGUGGAAUUGCCGGAGUGCCCAACAGUAUGCCCAGCGGACUGCACCAGUCGUCUCCCAGCGGGCUGCAGGCUUGA
Messenger RNA from Ostreobium quekettii, 894 nucleotides. The record is from the annotation of a GenBank genome assembly. Lineage: Eukaryota; Viridiplantae; Chlorophyta; Ulvophyceae; Bryopsidales; Ostreobiaceae.